AUGACCCAGCAAACUCGCCCAAACCUGCAGUCCAAAGGCGGUCGAGAUGUCCUCGACAUCAUUGACUCUCUCCGGUCUCAAGGAAUCAGCCAGUACAUUGACCUCCCGCAAAUUAUUGUGUGUGGCGAUCAAUCAUCUGGCAAAAGCUCUGUUCUUGAAGCUAUAUCAGGGCUAGCCUUCCCGACGAAGGAUGCGUUGUGCACAAGAUUUGCAACUGAGCUGGUCCUCCGUCGAUCGUCAGAACGGGAUCAGACAGAGCUAAAGGUGUCUAUCAUCCCGGGCAAGGACCGUUCUGCUGACGAACGCCAAAGAAUCGAGGCAUUCGGCGCUAAUAUCCAAGAGCUGAACCUUGAUGCAAUCGUCGAUGAAGCCAUGGACGUUAUGGGACUGACUGGCACAGACAGGGUGUUUUGCACUGAUAUUCUCCGUGUGGAAGUCGCCUCUCCUGACCAGCCGCACCUAACUUUGGUAGAUCUCCCUGGCCUGUUUGUAGCAGGCAAUAAAGAUCAAUCUCUCGAGGAUUCCAAGCUUGUGGAAUCUCUGGUUUUGUCCUACAUGGAGCAGCCGAGGAGCAUUAUACUUGCUGUCGUUUCUGCCAAAAGCGAGUUUGCGCUCCAGCAGGUCACUCAACGGGCAAGGGAGGUGGAUUCCAACGGAGACCGUACGCUCGGGCUCAUCACCAAACCUGACACCCUGGAUGUGGGAUCAGAGAGCGAAAAGGCGUACCUAGAGCUCGCACAGAACAAGGAUGUCAACUUCCGUCUCGGUUGGCACGUUGUGAGGAAUCGCGAUUUCAGCAUGCGGAACGCCACGAAUGCAGAGCGUGAUGUUGCGGAGAAGGCUUUUUUCUCACAGGGAGUCUGGGCUUCUCUCAGCCCUAAGCAAGUUGGUGUAGAUGCGUUGCGGACUCGACUGAGUCGAGUGCUGCAGGAUCACAUCAUGUCCCACCUACCUCGCGUGCUUGACGACAUCCAACUUGGAGUGGCAGAUUGUGACGCAGCACUUGAAAAGCUAGGUCAGGCUAGAGAGACUCUUGCUGAACAGCGCCGUUAUCUCUUCUCCCUCAGCCAGGCAUUUGUCGCGUUAGUCAAAUGUGCUGUCGAUGGCGAUUACUCCGAUCGCCGUUUCUUCGGGGAAUCCAAUACGCCAGGCGGUAAUGAAAGAAGGCUCCGUGCCCAGAUCCAAAAUACUUUGAGCGACUUUUCCAAGUCCAUGCGGCUUCGAGGGCAUUCGAAAGCUAUUGUAGAAGACGAAGUAGAAUCAACAAAAUCACCUUCGCCAGAACCGGCUGCGCUCGCACCGCGAAAAGUCCCUCGCUUCGAAUUUGUCAACGAAGUCAACACUCUGCUAAGAACUAACAGAGGCCGUGAGCUCCCUGGAACUUUCAAUCCAUUGGUGGUUGGAGAAAUGUUCAGCGCUCAAUGUGAACCUUGGGCAAGGCUCGCCAGAAAACACGUGGAAAGGGUGUCUGGCUACGCGAAGGCGACGCUCAUCGCAACUCUACAGCAUGUUGCAGAUAGUGAGACUGCUAGACGACUUAUCGCCAGUCUAUUGAAUCCUGCCUUUGCUGUUCUCGAAGUUACCGUGGAGAAUAAGCUACUGGAACUUCUACAGCCGCACACCAAUGGUCACCCCAUCACCUAUAAUCAUUACCUGACGGAAAACAUUCAGAAAGCGCAAAGCGAGAGGCAUAAUUCCAAAAUAUUCAAAGUUUUCAAGAGAUAUGCGGAUCCAAACUCGACGAUUAGCCGAGAUUUGGUGCCAGCACAGCUUUACUCUGCUGUAAAAAAGGCAACGGAGCCCAACAUGGAAAACUACGCUGCGAUGCUUGCUAUUGACACUAUGGAAGCGUAUUACAAGGUAGCAUUGAAGAAGUUCGUGGAUGACGUUAGCGUUCUUGCCAUUGAACAAUGCCUGGUCCAGAAACUUCCCUCAAUCUUUUCGUCCGAUUUUAUUUGUGAUCUUACAGACGAACAAGUUGGGAGGCUGGCAGGUGAGAGCGCCGACCUGUCCAUCGAACGAAGCCGUAUGACCGAGAAGCGGAAACUAUUGCAGGAGGGCUUGGCCCAGCUGGGGAGCCUUAAUAAUACAGCCAUCGCUCCCCUUUGA
Messenger RNA from Clonostachys solani, 2109 nucleotides. Lineage: Eukaryota; Fungi; Ascomycota; Sordariomycetes; Hypocreales; Bionectriaceae. The record is from the annotation of a GenBank genome assembly.